Messenger RNA from Magallana angulata, 1081 nucleotides. RefSeq names its product acetylcholinesterase collagenic tail peptide-like. The transcript has 6 exons. The record is from RefSeq and is a predicted model, not a curated record. Bases 3 to 878 code for a protein of 291 amino acids. Lineage: Eukaryota; Metazoa; Mollusca; Bivalvia; Ostreida; Ostreidae.
UGAUGCAGAGUAGAAGUUGCUCACUGUCUCCGUCAAUCAUGACAAAGUUAACCUGCAUUCUGCUACUUUUAACACCGGUCAUCGUCAGAGGGUUUAGUUUUUUUGAUCCACCUCCGCCAACAGAUUGUCCCAAAGGAUGCAAAGGUGAACCCGGAGAAAAAGGAGCGGAUGGGCCAAAAGGGUCACCGGGAAUUCCGGGGACCCCAGGUACCCCGGGGACACCGGGGGAUAAAGGAGGGCCCGGGGAGAAGGGAGACAGAGGUGUACAGGGACUGUCUGGACUACCAGGUCCGAAAGGAGUUCCGGGGGAUAAAGGACAACCCGGAAGUAGGGGAGAGAAGGGGGAACCCGGAGACAAGGGACAUAAAGGAGAUACAGGGAAUCCUGGUCAGCCCGGGGAGAAAGGAGAUAAAGGGGACAAGGGGGAAAAGGGGGAUACCGGGAGUCAAGGGGAACAAGGGAGUCAAGGACUGGCCGGGUUACCCGGACAUGAUGGUACACCAGGUUCAGACGGAGUUUGUCCCACUGAGUGCACUGAGUGUGAGUGUGUAGGUCAACCGGGUAUUCCAGGCGAGAAAGGAGAGAAAGGUCAGCGUGGCCCACGAGGGGAGAGGGGUGGGGAAGGACCCCCUGGAGCACCGGGAACCCCCGGUCGUGUUGGAGAACCAGGAUUUCCGGGACGUUGUUCUAAAUCAUGUGAUUUUCAGUUCGUACGCUUAGUCAAAGUGUUGAGAAUAUUACACCAGAGAUUGAAGAAAUUGGAGUCUUGGAGAUUUGAUGGAGAUGAUGAUGAUGACAGGAGGCGUGACGCAGAUGAACCUUUCUAUCGUUUUCAAAGAGACUCUGAGAUAAAAACAAAUAUGGAGGACAACUUAUAAUUUAUCCCUGGCAUGUAUUCCUUUUGAUAGAAGGAUCUAGAUUUCUACAAGUGUAAUCCAUGCCAAUGCUUCUUUAAUGCUGGUGAAAUGUAUUUUGAUUUGACGCAAUAAAGAAAAUUCAGAUGAAUUAGUUAUACGAAAUUUAGUCAGAAGUUUAUCUUUUAACUGUUACCGAGUUCUAACCAAUAAAAAUGGGAAUAGAA